CGGGGUGGACGAGCCCUGCAGCUUCUCCUGGGGUCGGGGCCCGACGGCUCGGGCCGGGACUCACCUGUCGCUCCCACACGCUUGCCCGGCUGCCCUCGCCUGCGUCGCCGCCGCGGAUCUCGCUGAGGGCCAUGGCCGGAUAUAAUUGGUGAUUACAGCUGCCCUCUAUAAGUUAAUUCUUGUCAACUCCUUGAGAUUUGAAAAGAAAAUGCCUGGUGUCAUACCUAGUGAAAGCAGUGGGCUUUCAAGAGGUAGUCCAUCCAAGAAAAACAGACUUUCUCUGAAGUUUUUUCAGAAAAAGGAAACUAAGAGAGCCUUAGAUUUCACAGAUUCUCAAGAAAAUGAAGAAAAAGCUUCUGAAUACAGAGGAUCUGAAAUUGAUCAAGUUGUUCCUGCAGCACAGUCCUCACCUAUAAACUGUGAGAAGAGAGAAAACUUGUUACCAUUUGUGGGACUGAAUAAUCUCGGCAAUACUUGUUAUCUUAAUAGUAUACUUCAGGUAUUAUAUUUUUGUCCUGGUUUUAAAUCUGGAGUAAAGCACUUAUUUAAUAUUAUUUCAAGGAAGAAAGAAGCUCUAAAGGAUGAAUCCAGUCAAAAAGAUAAGGAAAAUUGCAAAGAAGAUCCUUUGGCAAGUUACGAACUUAUAUGUAGUUUACAGUCUUUAAUAAUUUCUGUUGAACAGCUUCAAGCUAGUUUUCUCUUAAAUCCAGACAAAUAUACUGAUGAACUUGCUACUCAGCCAAGGCGACUGCUUAACACACUCAGGGAACUCAACCCUAUGUAUGAAGGAUAUCUACAGCAUGAUGCACAGGAAGUGUUACAGUGUAUUUUGGGAAACAUUCAAGAAACAUGCCAAUUUCUAAAAAAAGAAGAAAUAAACAAUAUGUCAGAGUCUACUAAGGUAGAAGAAAAUUCUCAUCAGAAAGAGGAAAUGUGUGGAAUUAACAACGUGGAGUCUGACAGCAUGAGGAAUUCUGAGGACUAUACCGAAAAAAUCCCAAAAGGGAAUGGGAAAAGAAAAAGUGACAGUGAAUUUGGUAACAUGAAGAAAAAAGUUAAAAUAUCCAAGGAAUGCCAGUCAUCGGAAGAGAACCAGAGACAAACUAGAUCAAAGAGAAAAGCUACUGGUGAUACAUUAGAGAUUCCUUCUAAGAUAAUCUCCAAGUGCAUUUCUGAAAAUGAGAGUACAAGACCCUCACAAAAGAAAUCAAGAGUUAAAAUAAAUUGGUUAAAGUCUGAAUCUAAACAACCCAGCAUUCUUUCUAAAUUCUGUAGUCUGGGAAAACUAACAACAAACCAGGGACCAAAAGGACAAUUUAAAGAAAAUGAGUAUGAUCUUGAAGAAGACUUGGGAAAAUAUGAAAGUGAUAAUACAAUUCGUGGGUGUGGACCUGAAUCUUCAGGAAAUGUUACACCUGUAAAUGACAAUGAAGUUAAGCCCAUAAACAAAGGUGCAGAGCAAAUUGGCUUUGAGCUAGUGGAGAAAUUAUUUCAAGGUCAGUUGGUAUUAAGGACUCGCUGUUUGGAAUGUGAAAGUUUAACAGAAAGAAGAGAAGAUUUCCAGGACAUCAGUGUGCCAGUACAAGAAGAUGAGCUUUCCAAAGUAGAGGAGAGUUCUGAAAUUUCUCCAGAGCCAAAAACAGAAAUGAAGACCUUGAGAUGGGCAAUUUCACAAUUUGCCUCAGUGGAGAGGAUUGUAGGAGAAGAUAAAUAUUUCUGUGAAAAUUGCCAUCAUUAUACUGAAGCAGAGCGAAGUCUUCUGUUUGAUAAAAUGCCUGAAGUUAUAACUAUUCAUCUGAAGUGCUUUGCUGCUAGUGGCUUGGAGUUUGAUUGUUAUGGUGGUGGACUUUCCAAGAUCAACACUCCUUUGUUGACACCUCUUAAAUUGUCACUGGAAGAAUGGAGCACAAAACCAACUAAUGACAGCUAUGGAUUAUUUGCGGUGGUGAUGCAUAGUGGCAUUACAAUUAGUAGUGGGCAUUACACUGCUUCUGUUAAAGUCACUGACCUUAACAGUCUAGAACUAGAUAAGGGGAAUUUUGUGGUUGACCAGAUGUGUGAAAUAGGUAAGCCAGAACCACUGAAUGAGGAGGAAGCAAGGGGUGUGGCUGAAAAUUAUGAUGAUGAAGAAGUGUCGAUUAGAGUCGGUGGAAAUACACAGCCAAGUAAAGUUUUGAACAAAAAAAAUGUGGAAGCUGUUGGACUUCUUGGAGGACAAAAGAGCAAAGCAGAUUAUGAGCUAUACAACAAAGCAUCUAAUCCUGAUAAGGUUGCUGGUGCAGCAUUUGCUGAAAAUAAAAAUUCUGAGACUAACAGUACUAAUACUAAUGGGACCCAUGAAUCUGAUAGAAACAAGGAAUCCAAUGACCAAACAGAUGUUAAUAUUAGUGGAUUUGAGAACAAAAUUUCGUAUAUAGUGCAAAGCUUAAAGGAGUAUGAGGGGAAGUGGUUGCUUUUUGAUGAUUCUGAAGUGAAAGUUACAGAAGAGAAGGACUUCCUGAAUUCUCUUUCCCCAUCUACAUCUCCUACAUCUACUCCUUACUUGCUAUUUUAUAAGAAAUUAUAGAGUGUAUUUUCCUUGUGUAUAAAACAGACCUGGACAAACAUUGGUAAAGUUGAUUACAUCAGAGUCUUUAGCUAUCUUUUGAAGCUAUUGGAUAUUGUUGGUCUCUCUAGGUUUUUAUAUAGUGAAAUUUGAAAUACUUUGAAAACCAUGUUAAUUUUUAGAAUACAGUUUCCUUAGUAGAGACUAGUGAUGCAUUAGCUUCAGGGAACAGACUUGUAUAGGUUCUUAAUUAUCCAAAAUGGAAGCAUUUAAACACUUUUGGAUAUACACCGUUCUUUUGUGUUUGCUUUUUAAAAGUGCUGUAUUUGUAUUCUCCAUAUUUUGGAGCUGUUACCUACAUGAUGUUUAUAGGUCUGUGGUUUUUCACUCAAACAGAAUCUCAUUCAGUACAUUUAGUUUUAUAAGUCAUGAAGCCAAAUCUUUGAUGGGCUGUAUCAGAGGCACAAAGUCUAGAGCAUGUAUAUUCACCAUGACAUACUUUUUGUGCCUUGAAUCACUUUGGAAAGUGUCUUGGAAAACCUGGACAGUCCCUGUCUUCAUAAGAAUUUAUAUAUGUAUUUAUGAAGAUGAUUCUGUACUCUAAUAAACUUUUUUGGGCAUGGACUAAUUUGUAUCUCUUCAUACUCAUACUCUGCACGAUCUGUAUAUACUACAUCAAACGUAGAGGUAUGACCUUAAAUUUAACUUUUUUUAAAAACUGGGAGGUCAAUAAAAUUUAAACUGCUUAACAAC
Molecule: messenger RNA, 3298 nt
Organism: Perognathus longimembris pacificus (Pacific pocket mouse)
Lineage: Eukaryota; Metazoa; Chordata; Mammalia; Rodentia; Heteromyidae
Gene: Usp1
Product: ubiquitin specific peptidase 1
Exons: 9
Coding region: 209-2566 (785 amino acids)
Biological process (GO): protein deubiquitination; regulation of DNA repair
Cellular component (GO): nucleus; cytosol
Molecular function (GO): cysteine-type deubiquitinase activity; cysteine-type endopeptidase activity
Source: RefSeq, a predicted model, not a curated record